AUGGCCAUCUUCUAUCCAUUCUCCUCUUCACAACAACCCGCCGCACCACUUAUUGCUAGCAUCCUAGACUUCAUGACACAACUCAUCAUCACCAUCCGCACAGCUAUCCCCGUUGAUGUCAAUCCUGGCUCAGAAACUCGGCUCCAGAGGAGGAAUUCCGGUGAGUUUUGGCCUAAUUCGGAUAGUGAUCGAUUUGAUGAUCGUAAACUAAGUGACUUUGAUUUGAAAAAUGAUUUGGGUUUUGUGGAGAGUGGAAGGAUCGAUGUGGGUUUUGAAGAAAUUGGAGAAAUUGAGGCUAAAGAAAGGAAGUUUGAGUCACUUGAUGGCGAAGUUAGCAACUUUAAAGGAAAAGGUGAACUGGGUUUUGAAGAAAAUGUGAAGGCUCAAAUGGGUUUUGAAGGAUUUGGGGAGACUCAAAGUAAGGAUAACAAAUUUGUUAAGUUCUGGUCUGAUUCUAGUAUACACACUACACGAGGUAUAUUACGAAAAGAAAAUAUAAGCUAG
This is a messenger RNA of Dovyalis caffra, 504 nucleotides long. The record is from the annotation of a GenBank genome assembly. NCBI's taxonomy places the organism in Eukaryota, Viridiplantae, Streptophyta, Magnoliopsida, Malpighiales, Salicaceae.